AUGAUAGCCCCUAUUCAAAGAGAGUUGAACUUGCUCUCAAGAUCAAAGGCAUACCUUUCGAGCUUGUGCGAGAGGGACUUGAGCAACAAGAGUCCAUUGCUUCUCCAACACAACCCAGUCCACAAAACGGUACCCAUGUUGAUUCACAACGGUAGAGCUGUUGUGGAAUCACCUGUCAUCAUUGAAUAUAUUGAUAAAACUUGGAAUCUCAUACCUAAACUCUUGCAAGAAGAUCCAUAUGAAAGAGCCAGAGUUACGUUUCUGGACUGGUUACAUCCAACUGGGAAUCGCAAAAUCCGCAGGGAAGAUCCAGGGGUUCUGGAUAUCAUGAUGGUUGCAACACUAAAGGAUUUCAAGGCUCAAGAAAAGGUCCUUGGCCUGAAGAUUCUGGACCCAGAAAAGAGUCCACUCAUAUACACCUGGGUGACAACCUUACUAGAGCAAGCUUUAGUGAAAGGUUUCAUUUAUCAAGCUUUUUAG
This is a messenger RNA of Nicotiana attenuata, 480 nucleotides long. Its product is annotated as glutathione S-transferase U9-like. Gene Ontology annotation, molecular function: glutathione transferase activity. The coding region runs from base 1 to 480 and encodes 159 amino acids. The record is from RefSeq and is a predicted model, not a curated record. Gene Ontology annotation, cellular component: cytoplasm. The transcript is spliced from 2 exons. Gene Ontology annotation, biological process: glutathione metabolic process. Lineage: Eukaryota; Viridiplantae; Streptophyta; Magnoliopsida; Solanales; Solanaceae.